This is a messenger RNA of Lathyrus sativus (Indian pea), 2811 nucleotides long. Lineage: Eukaryota; Viridiplantae; Streptophyta; Magnoliopsida; Fabales; Fabaceae. The record is from the annotation of a GenBank genome assembly.
AUGAAGCUUUCUUCAGCUGGUUUUAGUCCUCCACCUCAGGAAGGAGAAAAACGGGUUCUAGAUUCAGAACUUUGGCAUGCUUGUGCUGGUCCUCUUGUUUCUUUGCCAGCUGAUGGAAGCCGUGUGGUCUACUUUCCACAAGGUCACAGCGAACAGGUUGCUGUAUCUACCAACAGGGAAGUUGAUACUUAUAUCCCCAAUCCAAGCUUACCUCCCCAGCUUAUUUGUCAACUUCAUAAUCUUACUAUGCAUGCAGAUACAGAGACAGAUGAAGUGUAUGCACAAAUGACUUUGCAACCUCUAAAUCCUGAUGAGCAAAAGGAGGCAUAUCAUCCUGCAGAGUUGGGAACUGCAAAUAAACAGCCGACAAACUACUUUUGCAAAAUUUUGACUGCCAGUGAUACAAGCACUCAUGGGGGUUUCUCUGUUCCUCGCCGUGCAGCUGAAAAAGUUUUCCCUCCACUGGACUUUUCCCAACAGCCUCCUGCUCAAGAGUUGAUUGCAAGGGAUUUGCAUGGCAAUGACUGGAAAUUCAAACAUAUCUUCCGCGGCCAGCCCAAAAGGCAUUUGCUUACAACUGGGUGGAGUGUCUUUGUGAGUGCUAAAAGACUCGUUGCUGGAGAUUCAGUGCUGUUUAUAUGGAAUGAAAAAAAUCAGUUGCUUCUAGGCAUUCGGCGUGCCAACCGACCACAACAUAUGAUGCCUUCAUCAGUGUUGUCAAGUGACAGCAUGCACUUGGGGCUGCUUGCUGCUGCAGCUCACGCCGCUGCAACGAACAGUCGUUUCACCAUUUUCUAUAACCCACGUGCUAGCCCAUCAGAAUUCGUCAUUCCCCUAGCGAAGUAUGUUAAAGCUGUAUAUCACACUCGAGUUUCAGUUGGUAUGCGCUUCAGAAUGCUUUUUGAAACAGAGGAAUCUAGUGUUCGGCGAUACAUGGGAACAAUAACUGGCAUCAGUGACCUGGAUUCUGUCCGGUGGCCAAAUUCACAUUGGCGCUCAGUAAAGGUUGGGUGGGAUGAAUCCACAGCAGGUGAGAGGCAACCUAGAGUGUCUCUUUGGGAAAUUGAGCCGUUAACAACAUUUCCGAUGUAUCCAUCUCCAUUCCCUCUUAGGCUUAAACGACCAUGGCCUCCAGGUCUUCCUUCAUUCAACGGCUUGAAGGAUGAUGAUUUUGGCAUGAAUUCUCCACUAUUAUGGCUUCGAGACGCAGAUAGAGGGCUUCAAACUCUUAAUUUUCAAGGGAUGGGUGUUAAUCCUUGGAUGCAGGCGAGGCUCGAUCCAUCAUCUAUGAUGAAUUUGCAACCAGAUAUGUACCAUGCUAUGGCAGCUGCUGCACUUCAAGAUAUGAGGACAUUAGAUCCUUCUAAACAGCAUCCUGCUUCCAUGCUUCAAUUUCAGCAGGCACAGAAUUUUCCCAACGGUACUGCCGCUUUAAUGCAGAGCCAGAUGAUGCAGCAGUCUCAACCUCAGCAUGCUUUUCCAAAAAAUCAAGAACAUCAGCAUCCAUCUCAAUCUCAGGCUCAAACCCAACAGUUCCAGCAGCUUCUUCAGCAUCAGCACUCAUUCACUAAUCAAAGUUAUCAUCAACUGCAACAGCAGCAACAUCAGCAACAUCAGCAGCAGCAACAGCAGCAGCAGCAGCAUCAACAGCAGCAACAACAUCAACAUCAGCAGCACCAACAUCAACAACUGCAACAGCAGCAGCAACAACAAUCAAAACAGCAACAAGUUGUAGAUCAUCAGCAGAUUUCAAAUGCCGUCUCUACAAUGUCUCAGUUUGUUUCGGCACCUCAAUCUCAAUCAACGCAGCCCAUGCAAGCUAUCUCUUCAAUUGGCAAUCAGCAACAUUUUUCUGAUUCAAAUGGGAACCCUGCAACUACUGCAAUUGUUUCUCCUUUGCACAAUAUGUUAGGGUCAUUUUCAAAUGACGAAACAUCUCACCUUCUCAACUUCCCUAAACCAAACUCCUGGGUUCCGGUUCAAUCUUCAACAGCAUGGCCCUCCAAGCGUGUUGCCUUGGAUCCUCUUGUUUCUUCUGGAACAUCUCAUUAUGUUCUGCCUCAAAUGGAGCAGCUUGGGCAGUCACAAACUACCAUGUCUCAAAAUGCUAUUACCUUGCCACCAUUUCCUGGUAGGGAGUGUGCUCUCGAAGGGAACACUGAUCCACAAAACCAUCUUUUGUUCGGUUUUAACAUAGAGCCCUCGUCACAUCUAGUGUAUAACGAGAUGUCAAACCUUAAGGGUGUCAAUAGCAACUGUGACUCAUCAAAUGUGCCUUUUCAAUCUCCUACCUACCUGAAUAACACAGGCGCUGAUUCUUCAUUGAAUAAUGGAAUGGCACACGGUGUUGGCGAGUCGGGAUUCCUACAAACUUCUGAAAAUGGAGGUCAAGGAAACUCACCAAACAAAACCUUUGUGAAGGUUUACAAGUCAGGGUCCUUCGGAAGAUCGUUGGAUAUCACAAAAUUCUCUAACUACCCCGAGCUACGCAGCGAGCUUGCUCGUAUGUUUGGGCUUGAAGGUGAGUUGGAGGACCCUGUAAGAUCAGGCUGGCAGCUUGUAUUUGUUGAUCAAGAGAAUGACGUUCUUCUCCUCGGUGAUGGCCCGUGGCCGGAAUUUGUAAAUAGUGUAUGGUGCAUCAAGAUUCUUUCCCCUCAGGAAGUGCAGCAAAUGGGAAACAAUGGACUAGAGCUUCUAAACUCAGCUCCAACUCAGAGGCUCUCUAAUGGCAUCUGUGAUGACUACACCGGCCGCGAGGACCCGAGAACUCUAAGCACAGGUUUAACAUCUGUGGGGUCUUUAGACUACUGA